AUGUCUUCUCCUUCCGCAUCUGCAGACGACGUCAAACUGACGGCUGAUGGAAAGAUUUGUCUCGACGAUCCAGCCGAGUUUUUGAAGAGAAAGCCAAAGAAGAGCAUUCUGAAGAUGAAACAAGACUCAUCGCUGGAGGGCAAAGACGGGCGAGCGCACUUUGACGAGAUGAAUAUUCUCGCAACUUAUCAUCCAGCUGACAAAGACUACGGUAGCAUGAAGAUCGACGAGCCAAAAACACCAUAUCAUCAUUCGGACGGGGAAAGUGAAGGCGAUGAGGGUCUUGGAGUUCCUUCUACUCGCCCAAGAAGAGUCUCUCUUGGAAACGCAGUCGAUCCGGAGAAAGUCGCCGAGGGACUUGCUCAUCCAGAGUCUGUGAAGUCGCUCUCGUCAGCUGAAGAUUCUGAAGACGAAGGAGAUCUUACAGAGGAGCAGAAAGAACAUCGUCGGGAUUUCGAAAAGAAGCGCCGCGCUCACUACAACGAGGGCGCUGCUCUCAAGAUGCAUGCUGAUUUGGAUGUUGAGGAAGAAGACGAUGGAAGCAUGGAACACUAA
Caenorhabditis briggsae is the source of this 555-nucleotide messenger RNA. NCBI's taxonomy places the organism in Eukaryota, Metazoa, Nematoda, Chromadorea, Rhabditida, Rhabditidae. The coding region runs from base 1 to 555 and encodes 184 amino acids. The record is from RefSeq and is a predicted model, not a curated record. Gene Ontology annotation, biological process: regulation of signal transduction. The transcript is spliced from 4 exons. Gene Ontology annotation, molecular function: protein phosphatase inhibitor activity.